UGCCAUUUGAAAUGAAAUUAAAGAAAAAAAUGUUUGUCUGAUUCUGAGGUUUGAAUUCUAAAAAUCUAACAGAUUUUUAGUGACUUAUUUGUUGACAGGAAAAGCAGCAGGAGCAUAGAUUUAUAUUUAUUGCAGCAAAGGGAUAGUCUUCUUUGAGGUUUGGUAAUUUUGCAAGCAAAGGAGAGAUUUGGAUGGACAAAAGCAAGAGUUUGAAUUUGGCAAAUCUAGUGCAACUCUGCGUCACCAACAAAGAUCUUUUAGCCGGAAAGGUUCUUCAUGCUCGACUUUUCCGUCUCCGUCUUUACUCUGACACCUUUCUCUCCAACCACUUCGUCGAACUUUAUUCAAAGUGUGAUGAAAUUGCCUCCGCCCACAAUGUGUUCGAUAAUAUACCUCACAAAAAUAUCUUUUCCUGGAAUGCCAUUUUGGCUGCUUAUUGCAAAACCCGCAACUUGCAACGCGCGUGCCGUCUGUUCCUGCAAAUGCCUCAGAGGAAUACCGUCUCACUGAACACCUUAAUCAGCACAAUGGUCAGGUGUGGCUAUGAACGCCAAGCAGUGGAUACCUACGAUUCGAUGAUGCUGGAUGGAAUUAAACCCUCCCACAUAACGUUCGCCACUGUUUUUAGUGCUUGUAGUACUUUGUUGGAUGUGGACUGUGGCAGGAGAAAUCAUGGGUUUGUGGUCAAGGUUGGUCUCGAAAGUAAUAUAUAUGUUGUUAAUGCUCUUUUGUGCAUGUAUGCUAAGUGUAGGCUUAAUGUGGAUGCGCUUCGUGUUUUUAGGGACAUUCCUGAGCCUAAUGAGGUUACUUUCACCACCAUGAUUGGGGCAUUAGCUCAGACAGAUCAAUUCAAGGAAGCUUUGGAAUUGUUUAGACUCAUGUUGAGAAAAAGGGUUCCUGUUGAUUCUGUCUCCUUGUCCAGCAUAUUGGGUGUCUGUGCGAAAGGGGAAAGGGACAUCGGUCUCUGUCAUGGUCUCUCAUGUAAUGCACAAGGAAAACAAAUACACACAAUGUCAAUUAAACUGGGAUUUGAUAGAGACCUCCAUUUAUCCAACUCUUUGCUUGAUAUGUAUGCAAAAAUUGGGGAUAUGGACAGUGCUGAGAUGGUUUUUGUUAAUUUGAAUCAGCACAGUAAUGUUUCUUGGAAUAUAAUGAUAGCUGGGUAUGGAAAUAGAUGUAACAGUGAGAAAGCGGCAGAAUAUCUUCAUAGAAUGCAGUGUGAUGGAUAUGAACCAGAUGAUGUUACAUAUAUUAAUAUGCUGACAGCGUGUGUCAAGUCUGGGGAUGUAAGAAUCGGGCGUCUAAUAUUUGACUGCAUGCCAAGCCCAAAUUUGGCUUCAUGGAAUGCUAUACUCUCAGUCUAUAAUCAAAUUGCGGACCAUAGAGAGGCAAUUGAACUGUUUAGAAAAAUGCAGUUUCAAUGCCAACAUCCUGAUCGGACUACUUUGGCCAUUAUUCUCAGUUCAUGUGCUGAACUUAGACUUCUUGAGGUUGGAAAAGAGGUUCAUGCUGCAGCUCAAAAGUUUGGAUUUUAUGAUGAUGUCUACGUUGCCAGUAGCCUUAUUAAUAUGUACUCCAAGUGUGGGAAAAUGGAGUUGUGUGAGCAUGUGUUCAGUAAACUUCCUGAACUAGAUAUUGUAUGUUGGAACUCAAUGUUAACAGGGUUCUCAAUCAAUGCUCUUGAACAAGACGCCUUGUCUUUGUUCAAACAGAUGCGAUCACUUGGCUUCUUCCCAUCUGAGUUUUCUUUUGCUACCAUAGUGAGCUCUUGUGCAAAAAUUUCUUCAUUGUUUCAAGGUCAACUGUUUCAUGCUCAGAUCAUAAAAGAUGGUUUUCUAGAUGACAUAUUUGUCGGGAGUUCUCUAAUAGAAAUGUAUUGUAAAUGUGGUCAUGUGCAUGGGGCCAGAUGUUUUUUUGAUUUGAUGCCUGGUAAAAAUACCGUUACCUGGAAUGAAAUGAUACACGGUUAUGCACAAAAUGGAGAUGGUCGUAGUGCUCUAUGCCUUUAUAGUGACAUGAUUUCAUAUGGUGAGAAACCUGAUGAUAUUACUUUUGUUGCCGUUUUAACUGCUUGUAGCCACUCGUCUUUGGUUGAUGAAGGACUUGAAAUAUUCAAUGCCAUGCUGCCAAAAUUUGGAGUGGUGCCAAAGUUGGAUCAUUACACUUCCAUCAUAGAUUGUCUGAGUCGAGCAGGGAGAUUUCAUGAAGUAGAAGUCUUUUUAGAUACCAUGCCAUGUAAAGAUGAUGCAGUUGUAUGGGAGGUUGUGUUAAGUUCAUGCCGUAUUCAUGCUAACGUAACCUUAGCAAAAAGAGCUGCUGAGGAACUCUAUCGACUAGACCCCCAAAAUUCUGCUUCAUAUGUGCUUCUUGCCAACACGUACUCUUCUUUGGGAAGAUGGGAUGAUGCACGUGUUGUAAGAGAUAUGAUGAGUGAUAAAAAGGUCCUUAAGUAUCCCGGCUAUAGCAGGAGUGUGUGCAAGAAUGAUACACAAAUGAUUCUUGAAAACAAACAAUAAUCUCAUUAUGAUGGUCGUUGAAAUCAAAGCACCUCUGUAGAGACUUCGAUCAUUUAUACAAAAGGGACCUUGUGUUCUACUUGAAGAUCGAUGAUACUUCCCAUGACAAUGCUUUUAUGACUAUCAGUUGCUUAUUAAACUGGAGACUGAUGUUGUCUGAGUGACAUAUUCCCUCUGAAAGUUUUCAUGGAGAACAUCGAUCACAUGGUUUAGGAAGCUGGGACUUUGAAUUAAUAGUAUUAGAGCUUGAGGAAUCUAUUCUUGCAGGAUAUGUUAUCUUCUAGGCUAUUGUAUUAUUAGUAAUUUACACCUUUCAUGUCACUGGUGAAGGCAACUACGCUGGUGCCUGUUGUUGCGAUAGGUGGGUUGGAGGGUAUUGAUUAUAACAAGGAGACAAGUCGGUGUUUUCUUUCAUUGGCUUAAGCAUCAAACAGAAAUUAGGUGACAAAUGGGUGUAGUGGAGGGAUGAGCCAAGCAUGAAGUUGGUAUCAACAAGAGCUCUGAUGGAAUGGGUGCUCUCUAGAAUUGAAUCCAAAAUAGUUGCCAGUCAACUGCUUCCGAGGAGUUACUUGGAGGAUGAGUUAAUAGAGGUAAUGGUCCUUCAGGGAUUUCAAAUGCCUUCAGGGCACUCAAAUCCAACCACUUAAAGCCACAAGGACAGAAGAAUCGUCUGGGAGUGCGAGAGUGAACUGAAGGACAACCUCCAAAAUGCGAGAUUGACCUAAUAAUGAAUGGGUCUGAGUGAGUAAGUUUAGAAUGAGCGUGAAUAAGAGUAUGGGUUUGAGAAGGUGGCGAAGGUGGCUGGAGAAGGUAGAAAGGGAGACAAGAGAAGGUGGUCGCGAAGGUAUGUAUGUGGAGGGCCAAAUAAAACCUUAGGUUAAGAGGUGAAAUAAAAAAUAUAAUAUCUACGAAAUCUCGCAGAGGUAGUAGAUAACAUUAUUUUUUAAUUAUCUGCUUGAACCCUGUGCUUUAUUUUCUCUCUGUGUUCAAUCACGUCCUACCCAUUCCAUUUCUUUUUCAAUCACCGCUAGAAACAGAGAUUGAGAGUUUCAAUUACUGUUGAAGGCCCUGUCGCUGUGGAAGGUCCUGCCGUUUCUUCCUCCUAUGCAUCAUGUUGGACGUGAGCUGAAGCACUAAAUGAGCGCAUCGAAUCCAAAGUUGGUGAGAUUUUGAACACCGUUGGUAGAUCGAAGUCGAACAACAAAAGCAAGUGCAGGACUUUCAGGUAUAGAGCUGUUUAAACUGGCAUUAUCUUUUGCUGGAUUUGUGCAAUAUGUGAAUUUAAUUAGCAGAACUUAGAUAUACAAAUAUUGUGCAGAUGAGCUAACUUGCAUGUUCUGUUCCUAUAUGGUCUAUUAGUUAAUGUUGAAUUCAAUUAAUGGUGAUGCAACAUUUCUGCAUGGUUUGUGCGUUGUGAUGUUUACACAUUAUAGUAGUGCACUAUGCCACAUGCCCAAGUUUCUGCCUUAAUGAUAACAUGAUAAGGCUUUUCAUGAUUCUCCAAAAGACUGUGGUGGCUGUGACUUUGAUUGUGACUGCUCCAAAAAGCUUGUUUUUUUUACUUUAUCAACUUGUUUCUCUUUCUCUUUCGCUCAAGUUUAAACGGUGGCAUUAUAUAUAAAAAGACAUAAUCACAUUCUUAAAUUUAAGGAAACAAUGAUACUGUUCAAAUCUUGUUGCAGAUAUAGACCAAAACAAUCACUGCUUGAAAAUUUUUCUUGUUUUGAAAUAAGUGUUUUAAUUAAAGUGAGUGAGUUUUGUUUUGAUUAUUUGGUGUUCCAUGUUUGAAAAAUGGAAGGAAAGAAUGAAGAUAUUAAAGAGUGAAUCAUAAUGGAUGGUCUCUUUUUUUGUGCAUACCGCAAUGGUAGUAAUCGCUAACUGCCAAAAAAAGUCAAACAACCCUAUUCCAAAAUCCCCAAACCAAGUUUUCACAGCAAAAUAAAAGAGAAAAUGACCAGACCAAUAUCAUAGACUUGCAUCCACUCUACCUUCGUUCCAGAUCAUCAUCAUCAUCCUUAAGAUUCCUACAACACUACCUCAAAAUCAAUUCUCCAACACUAAUCUGCAGCUUAGGAUUAUCAACACUAAAAUAAGUAUUACUUUCUUAAUGUUGUGUUUUAUAAGAACCUCUAACCUAUAUUUAAUAAUUAUCAAAUAUAAUAUUCAUAGAAUUAAUUAGGAUUUAUCAAAUAUUACUUGAUAAUACUUAUAUGAGUAUUAUCAAGUAAUACUUAUAUAAGUAUUACUUUCUUAAUGUUAGUUGGGUUGAUAAUUGAAUCGAAAAGGAGGUGGAUGAAUAGGAAUGAAGGAAAAGAGCUCAAAUUCCUUGACCUUUGAGGGGUGAAAAGGCUAAAACCAUGUGGAGAAUUUGCUGCAACGGAAACAGGGCACAACAACAAUAACAACUACAAUGCAGGCCAAUUUUCUUUGUUCUUUGUUGAAAUGGAAAGAAAAAAAAAAUGUUUUUUAGUUGUUAUGUUGUUUACAGAGGAAAAGCUGGAGGUUGAAGGGAGUUAAGGACAUUAAGGGAAAAUUGAAAAAAGAAAAAAGAGUUUAUUUUAUAUGCUGUGUUGUUUGUCUAUAUUUGAAGAAUUUGAAGAAUGAUAUGCUCGAGUAGUUCUUUUACAUUUUUCACACAGAUUAUUGUCUUGUCUGAAAUAGAAAGCCUUUGUUUGCUGUAUAAUAAAUACACAAUGUUUAUAAGAGAUAAUGAAAAUUGUCAUUUGUGAUGUUCUUGAAAUAUUAUUAUUUCAUUUCAUAGACUUAGACACAUAAGUUUACAAUUUGAUCCUUUUGAUAUCUGAAAAACUGCUUGCAACUGGGUCAGAUAGGUUUAAAUGCAAGUGGAACGGGUAAAGGGAGGGUCCCAAUUUGCAGGGAAAAAACCUGCAACUCCUUGGGGAUUUUCCUGCUCUAGGAAGAAGAUAUAGACAAAGGAAUGAAUAUAAUGAUACUAUGAUUGAAUGAUGCUGUCUUUAUAAUAGAAAAUGUCUAAAAGAUAAAAGUUGUUUCUUCAUCUUUACAUGAAAAAAUGAGUUAGUAUCCAGUUUCCUGGCUGGGAAGAACUCGCUACACUAGUAUAGGAUAUUGGGUAUGAUAAUCCUGUUUUACUUGGGUACAAUAAUGUUCAUGGAGCUGGUGAUAUUUAUAAAACUUUACUUGUACAAGUUCUACACAGCAGUUUUAACUUUUAAUCAAUUUGAAACUUCUCCAAAACAGGAUUCUUUUGGUUCGUGAUGAUGUUAAACUUACAGCAGCCAGCUACUAGUUAUUACUACAUGGGAUGCUUAAAAAAUUCAACAGAACAAUGUUUUAUGCUGCAUAAAACUUGUAUCUACCAUUUUGGCAACUUCAAGUGUUAAACUAACCCCAAAUUGAAGUGCUUAACUUCAGAAUCACCACUCACUGUUUUGGCUAUCAUAACGUCUAAAAUUUGCAUAGCAUAACUUAAGACUCCCUGAGGUUUAUCCUCGAAAAUUCUUUAGUCCUAAGUGAUUCAAAUGUGUUUUGGUUAUUGCCUUGGUGGCCAUUAUAUACCGACAGGUAGUAGAGAUUAGGGGUGGGCAAAAUACACUGCAGUACACUGCACUGUAAAUAAUUACAAUUAACUGUAAAAUAGUUCAAGUGAAUUCAACCGAACUAAAAAAUAGUUCAAAGAACCUAAACUAAACUA
This is a messenger RNA of Vigna radiata var. radiata (mung bean), 6189 nucleotides long. Its product is annotated as pentatricopeptide repeat-containing protein At4g20770. Lineage: Eukaryota; Viridiplantae; Streptophyta; Magnoliopsida; Fabales; Fabaceae. The transcript has 3 exons. Bases 192 to 2516 code for a protein of 774 amino acids. Gene Ontology annotation, molecular function: protein binding; RNA binding. The record is from RefSeq and is a predicted model, not a curated record. Gene Ontology annotation, biological process: RNA modification.